Messenger RNA from Striga hermonthica, 225 nucleotides. NCBI's taxonomy places the organism in Eukaryota, Viridiplantae, Streptophyta, Magnoliopsida, Lamiales, Orobanchaceae. The record is from the annotation of a GenBank genome assembly.
AUGGCGUAUGUGGGAAUGGAGAAGUGUUUGGUGGUGUGGUUGGUUCUUUUAGGGCAUUAUUUCAGGUGUAUCUUUGCUAAUCUGGAAGGUGAUGCAUUACAUAGCGUUAGGACAAACCUAAGGGAUCCUAACAACGUUCUUCAAAGCUGGGAUCCAACCCUUGUCAAUCCCUGCACAUGGUUCCAUGUCACCUGCAACAAUGAUAACAGUGUAAUAAGAGUGUAA